CUUUAUGCAUGUUGCUAGUUUUCUUCAUGGAAAGGAGAAUGAAUAAUAAUUUUUCAGUUAAGACUGGACAAGGUUGAAAAUUUUUUGAAAGUAGCUGAAUCCGUUGGUAUUGACCGUACUGAAAUACCUAAUUUGAAACGAGCGCCGGCCUCAUUAUUAGAAGCAUUGGAAUCACAUUUAAUUUAUUUGGAAGGUGGCAAAGUACCUCCAACCACUCAUCAUGAACAGUUCACGGAAGCAAUGGCACAAUCGACACCGCUGUUUUCUUCUACACAAGCCGGAGUUAUAGAUGAUUCAACGAAACAAAAGUACCUGGACGAAGAAAAAGAACGACUGCGAUUAUUUGAGCUGCAGGAACAAAGAAGAAGACAAGCAGCAGGAGGUCUUUGUACAACAGAUGUAAAUGCGUGUUCUUUCAAUCCAUUUGCUACUGUAUCACCUGCAGCACCAGCUGCAGUACCAGGAGUGGCAGCUCAGCCGUCAGUCAGUUCAACAGGUUCUGCAUCGUCCUCUAAACCAAGUGACGAUUUACUUGGUCUUUUUGAUAUGAUGCCAGCUGCUGGCGGAAUCGCAGCUACAUCGGGAUAUAGAUCUAAUGCUGUACCGCAACCGUUCGCAUUAGAUCCAACUAAUCCUUUUGCACAAAGUGUUUUGCAACAGCAAGCAACACCGGUAAUAACAAAUCCAAUGCCUGGAGCUGGAUUUCCAGGAUAUCAAAAUGUUGGCUCGACAAAUGCUUUCGGCGCAGAUUUUGCUACCGCUUUUAAUGUUGGAGCUGCUACUAAUAAAAGCAACGUUGGAUUCAAUCCAUUUUUGGUCGGUGGCACCACGGAUCCGCCAUUCAUUCCACAAUGCCCUAUAAGAAAUGAAGGUAGCGAAAAGCAGUGGUCUGCAAAUGUGCCAGAAAAUGCAAAUGUAGCAGCAGGCUGGUCUGCUUUGAAUCCUCAAGCUGAUUUGGGAGAUAAAAAAGCUGUGUCUUGGAAUAAAACUGCUGAGAGCAGCGAAAGUGGAGAUGAAGCAGUCGCAAAUACGGGAAAUGUUUCGCUGCAAACAAGUGAAGUUAUCAACUUAUCGCCUCGCAAUCCUUUCGAAACACUGCAUGAAAAUGCUGGAGGUAAUUUUUCCAAGUCUUUGCGUUUGGGAUAUUUCAAUGCCAAACUUUCUGUUCGGAAUGGUAAGAAUUUACUUGUACGUAUUAGUAGCUGAUU
This is a messenger RNA of Thelazia callipaeda (thelaziosis nematode), 1208 nucleotides long. NCBI's taxonomy places the organism in Eukaryota, Metazoa, Nematoda, Chromadorea, Rhabditida, Thelaziidae. The record is from the annotation of a GenBank genome assembly.